Brassica oleracea var. oleracea is the source of this 803-nucleotide messenger RNA. Its product is annotated as 60S ribosomal protein L10a-1. Gene Ontology annotation, cellular component: large ribosomal subunit. Gene Ontology annotation, biological process: translation. Gene Ontology annotation, molecular function: RNA binding; structural constituent of ribosome. Lineage: Eukaryota; Viridiplantae; Streptophyta; Magnoliopsida; Brassicales; Brassicaceae. The record is from RefSeq and is a predicted model, not a curated record.
AUGAGUAAGCUUCAGAGUGAGGCCGUAGAAGCCAUAACUGUAAUCAGAGGCAAAUCCGAAGAUAAGAAACGCAACUUCGUUGAGACUCUCGAGCUCCAGAUUGGUCUCAAGAACUAUGACCCUCAAAAGGACAAGCGUUUCAGCGGCUCUGUCAAAUUACCUCACAUUCCCCGUCCUGAGAUGAAGAUCUGCAUGCUCGGAGACGCCCAGCACGUCGAGGAGGCUGAGAAGAUGGGGCUGGACUACAUGGAUGUGGAGUCUCUCAAAAAGCUCAACAAGAACAAGAAGCUCGUCAAAAAGCUUGCCAAGAAGUACCACGCCUUCUUGGCCUCUGAAUCCGUCAUUAAGCAGAUUCCACGUCUUCUUGGUCCUGGUCUCAACAAGGCAGGCAAGUUCCCAACGCUUGUUAGCCAUCAGGAGUCGCUGGAUGGGAAGGUGAAUGAAACUAAGGCUACAGUCAAGUUUCAGCUGAAGAAGGUUCUGUGCAUGGGUGUUGCUGUUGGUAACCUCUCCAUGGAGGAGAAGCAGAUUUUUCAGAAUGUUCAGAUGAGUGUCAACUUCCUCGUCUCUCUCUUGAAGAAGAACUGGCAAAAUGUGAGGUGUUUGUACCUCAAGAGCACAAUGGGACCACCUCAAAGAAUAUUCUGAGCUCUCGCUGCUGCUUCAAUGGUGGCUAGAUACACCUGCACUUCUGUUUUUAAAUUUCAGACAUAGUAAGAAGUGUGUUGGGGUGACUUUGUUUUGUACGUAGCUUAUAUUAUUUGUUCAUGAAUAUUCAACAAACAAAGAAUUUUCUAAACUAA